AUGGUCUCUCAAGCUAUCCUCGGUUCAAAGGGCACUGUGCUGGUGUCGGGUGCUUCUGGAUUCAUUGCUGCUCAUGUGAUUCAACAAUUUGUUGAAUCGGGCUAUAAAGUCGUUGGAACAGUUAGAAACCAGACUUCUAUUGACAAUUUCAAAAAGACUAGUACUUAUCAGCAGUACUCGGACUACAUUAGAUUGGAGAUCGUCGCAGACAUCUCUGCAGCAGGUGCCUUUGAUGAGGCUGUCAAGGGAGUCGAUGGUGUCAUUCACACUCAGAGUCCCUUUGUUCUUAACGUUCAAGAUAAUGAGAAGGAUCUGCUUAUUCCUGCUAUUCAAGGAACAGUAGGUAUUCUCAAAUCUAUUAAAGAGAACAACCCCUUUGUGAAACGUGUAGUAGUCACUUCGUCAUUUGCUGCAAUUGUUGAUCUGUCCAAGGGUGUCCACCGUGACCAUGUGUACUCUGAAAAGGAUUGGAAUCCUGUUACUUAUGAAGAGGGUAAAGCUACUGACAUUGGCGCAGUGGCUUACUGUGCAAGCAAGGUUCUCGCUGAGAAGGCCGCACAUGAGUUUGUUGCAAAGGAGAAGCCUAACUUCACCGUGGCCACUAUCAACCCACCAAUGGUGUACGGCCCUAACCUGCACUACAUUUCCGAUCUGUCGAGAUUAGGCGAGUCUCCCGCCCUCAUUUACAGUCUUAUUAAUGGAUCCCUAGUUGAGUCAGGUGUUCCAGAGACAGGAUUUCCUGCCUGGGUCGAUGUCCGAGACGUCGCACUUGCUCACCUGAGAGCCUAUGAGAACCCCAAGUCGGCCGGCCAGCGAUACUUUGUCACUGCAGGCAGCUUCCUCUACGACGAAAUGUGCCAAACCAUUCUCGAUAACUUCCCUCAAUUCAAGGGUAAAGUGCCUGUUCCCACCGGUGCCAACACCUUGGACGGUCUCUACCGCACUGACAACACAAAAGCUCGAACUGAGCUCGGAAUCAACUUCCGCAGCCUCGAAGAAUGCACCAUUGACUCUGUCAACUCAUUCCUUCCACUUCUUAAAUAG
Sugiyamaella lignohabitans is the source of this 1044-nucleotide messenger RNA. Its product is annotated as carbonyl reductase (NADPH-dependent). The record is from RefSeq and is a predicted model, not a curated record. NCBI's taxonomy places the organism in Eukaryota, Fungi, Ascomycota, Dipodascomycetes, Dipodascales, Trichomonascaceae. The transcript has a single exon. Gene Ontology annotation, molecular function: oxidoreductase activity, acting on the CH-OH group of donors, NAD or NADP as acceptor. The coding region runs from base 1 to 1044 and encodes 347 amino acids.